AUGAAGAAAGGCGGAAGGCAUCUGACCGUGGUCAUCAAGCUUGGUACAAGUUCCAUUGUCGAUGAAAAGACACAUGAGCCUCUGCUUCCAAUCUUGACCCUCAUUGUUGACACGGCCGUCAAGCUGCAAAAGUCGGGCCACCGCGUCGUCAUUGUGUCAUCGGGCGCUAUCGGCGUUGGCCUACGCCGCAUGGACGUUGACAAGAAACCCAAGCACUUGGCUCAGCUUCAGGCACUCGCUGCCAUCGGCCAAUGUAGGCUCAUCAGCCUGUGGGAUAGCCUGUUUCAGCACAUGGACCAGCCCGUUGCCCAGAUUCUCCUCACCAAGAAUGAUAUCGCCGACCGCAAACGCUAUCUCAACGCUCAAAACACAUUCAACUCCCUGCUAGACAUGGGCGUCAUCCCCAUUGUCAACGAAAACGACACACUGGCAGUCUCGGAGAUCAAGUUUGGCGACAACGACACCCUGUCAGCCAUCACGGCCGCCAUGAUCCACGCCGACUGCCUCUUCCUCAUGACCGACGUCGACUGUCUGUACGACAAGAACCCGCGGUCUCAUCCAGACGCCCGGCCCAUCGAGGUCGUCUCGGACCUGACCGAUAUCCACGCCGAUGUUUCCAGCGCCGGUUCCUCUGUCGGCACCGGCGGCAUGAGCACCAAGCUCAUCGCCGCCAGGCUCGGCACGUCGGCGGGCGUGACCGUCAUCAUCACCCGCUCCUCCAACCCCGGCAACAUCCUCAACAUUGUCAACUAUCUGUACAGCUCGCCGGCGCCGGCCGUCGCCGGCGAGGAUGAAUUGGACGGCGAGUCCGUGGUGGCCUGCUCCACUUCGCUCAAUCUCAUGGCCCCCUCGGGCACCACCCACAGUCCUCCCCUGCAUACGCGCUUCAUAGCCUCGUCAGACCCUAUCCGUGACCGCCACUUCUGGCUGCUGCACACCCUCACCCCCCACGGCACCGUGUACAUCGACAAGGGUGCCCACCGCGCCCUCGUGGGGAAGGCAGGCCUUCUUCCCGUCGGUGUCGUCGACGUGGAGGGGAACUUCGCCCAGCACGAACCCGUCCGCGUCGUCGUCGUCGACAGGCUCGCCGAGCCCGGUCCGGACGGCAGAAUUCGCGGCAGUCAUGCCGAGGAAGUCGGACGCGCUCUGGUAAACUACGCCUCUGCUGAGAUCACGAGGGUCAUGGGCCACCAGAGUGCCGAGAUUGAGGAUCUUCUCGGUUAUGCGGACAGCGAAUACGUCAUUAACCGGCAGCAUGUUGUCUUCUUCCAAAAGGGCAGCCGCCCAGUGUCUCCGGUGGAGAAUUAG
Molecule: messenger RNA, 1308 nt
Organism: Geosmithia morbida
Lineage: Eukaryota; Fungi; Ascomycota; Sordariomycetes; Hypocreales; Bionectriaceae
Product: glutamate 5-kinase
Exons: 5
Coding region: 1-1308 (435 amino acids)
Cellular component (GO): cytoplasm; cytosol
Molecular function (GO): RNA binding; glutamate 5-kinase activity; ATP binding
Source: RefSeq, a predicted model, not a curated record